Blepharisma stoltei is the source of this 979-nucleotide messenger RNA. The record is from the annotation of a GenBank genome assembly. NCBI's taxonomy places the organism in Eukaryota, Ciliophora, Heterotrichea, Heterotrichida, Blepharismidae.
AUGAGCUUGCAUAGCGGAACACCUAUACCCAGUAAUAAACGUCUUUCAAGACUUUCAGAGCGUCUUGGAAGUCUCUCUUUCACCCCAGAACCUGAAAAAACAACACGAGUUGACGAUCUCGAAAGAAGGUACCAAUAUAUUGAAGAUAACAUGCUCGAAAUUUUAGAAACCAAUUCCCGUAAAUUUCAAACAAUAAAAGAGCAGUGCUCAAAGCUCCAAAAGCAGCUUGAAGAUGAAAUAGCUGUGCGUGAUGUCCUAUUCCAAGAACAGUCACAAAGCCUAGACUUAACACAAGAAGAGCUUGAAUCCAUGCUCCAAAUUGAAAUUGAAGCGAGAAAAGAAACAGACCAAAAAAUGCUGAGAUAUUUAGAAGAAAACGCUUCGAGACUAAGAAGCGAAAUAAUGAGUGAAACACGUACUAGAGUUGCUAUUUUUGAUGAAAUAAAAUCACAGGCACAAGAUGAGAUCCCUGUUUUAGAAGAAUCGCUGAGAAAUGAGAAAUUGGCAAGAGAAAGUAUUGAGCAAGGUAUUGAAACGGAACUAGGAGAAGGAAUAGAAAAAGCGGAGAUUGAAAUUAAUAAUGAGAAAAAGACGAGAGAAGAAACAGAAGAAGCUUUGUUAAGCAUGCUUACUUCCUACCUUCGCCAGUUAGCAAAAUACUAGAAAUCCUGCUUUUUGCAGAGAGCAAAAAUUAUUGUAAUAUAAAUUUUUUUAUAUAAUAUUUUAUUAUAAUAAACCUAAUUAAACAACAUCUUUACUUUGCAUGACUUUUUAAUAUAAAUUUUUUUUAAAAAAAAUAGAAUCACCAUCAAUCAAAAAAAUAAUUUGCUCAUUCAAGAAUAGCGGAGGUAGAGAUGUGGUAGCAAGGAUGAGAAGUGAGUUGGAACUGGAAAGAAAAGAAAGAGAAGCCACAGAAGAAAAUUUGUUAGCAUUACUGGAAGAGACCUGCUCAAAAUUAAGCACAAUAGCAAAAAUUUAA